AUGGUUUUAGAUUGUUUGCGAGUGGUUGUAGAUGUUUUUGAGGUGGUUGUAGAUGGUUGUAGGUGGUUGCUGAAUUUUUUGAGGUGGUUGUAGGUGGUUGUAGAUGGUUUUAGGUGGUUUUAGGUCGCUCCAUGUUUUAGUAACUAAGGCAAGCGAACAGCUAGGGACUAGGCUGGGUAAAUUUGAAAACGUCAUGGCCCGCCAUGUACAGCAAAAAGUAUGACAUAUAUUUUACGAUACGCAGGGGCGGAUCCAGAAAAAAUUAAAAAUAGGGGUUUGCUAGCUUUAUAGAAACUAGAUAUUGAUAACAGAUCUCUGACAGCAUUCAGUGUUUUGUUCUCGCUUGCAAACAUAUUAGAGACAAUAAAUUAAAAAUUGUAAUCCUUUUUAGAAAAAAAGGACAUUACCUUAAACUCCGUAAAAUUUCAAUGGGUUUUUUUAUUGUUAUCAAGAAGGAUUGGUGGACUUUAUAACUAAAUUUCCUCUUUGUUAUUCAACUUUUUCGGUUUCAUUUUCUUAGGUGGGUUGAUUUUGAUGACAAAAACGAAGUUCUGCUCUCAAGUCUUCUUUUCGCUUCCGUUUAUCUUCUUAACACACAUCCGGUUCCAAAGGCUAUUGAGAUGUGUAAAGAAGUUUUGUUUCUUCUCAAGCAUAAGACCGUGGGAAAUAUAAACGAAAAGUGUGCCAAAAGUUCUGAGAAUGUUGAAAGCCACGAAGCAAAAUGCAGCACAACACCUCUCUUCACUUUACGACCGGUUUUCGCGACAAAAGUAGAACUGUACACAACCUCCAUAUUGGCAGAAUUGUACAAAAGACAACGUAACGUUGAGUUUCUCGAUAAUCAUGUCAAGGCUAAAGAACAUUACGAAAAAGCACUUGCAAUCGCAGGGAAAACUGGCGACAGGGAAGCAGAAGCAAUAUGCCAUGCAGACCUAGGAGGAAUCUUUGAAUCUCUCGGUGAACAUGCCAAGGCUAAAGAACAUUACGAAAAAGCACUUGCAAUCGCAGGGAAAGUUGGCCACAGGAGAACAGAAGCCAAGUGCUAUACAAACCUAGGAGGGCUCUUUCAGACUCUCGGUGAACAUGCCAAGGCUAAAGAAUAUUGCGAAAAAGCACUUUCAAUCGCAGGCAAAAUUGGCAACAGGAAAGGAGAAGCCGCGUGCUAUGCAGCCCUAGGAAUUAUCUUUCUGAAUCUCGGUGAAUAUGUCAAGGCUAAAGAACAUUGCGAAAAAGCACUUGCAAUCGCCGGGAAAAUUGGCGACAGGGAAACUAAAGCAAGAUGCUAUGUAACCCUAGGAAUUAUCUUCCAGAAUCUCUCUGAAAAUGUCAAGGCUAAAGAGUAUUGCGAAAAAGCACUUUCAAUCGCAGGCAAAAUUGGCAACAGGAAAGGAGAAGCCGCGUGCCAUGCAGCCCUAGGAAUUAUAUUUCUGAAUCUCGGUGAAUAUGUCAAGGCUAAAGAACAUUGCGAAAAAGCACUUGCAAUUGCAGGGGAAAUUGGCGACAGGAGAAUAGAAGCCAAGUGCUAUUCAAGACUAGGAUGCAUCUCUCUGAGACUCGGUGAACAUGUCAAGGCUAAAGAAUAUUGCGACAAAGGACUUGCAAUCGCAUGGAAAACUGGCGAAAGGAGAACAGAAGCCGAGUGCUAUUCAGGCAUAGGAAUUCUCUCUCUGAGCCUCGGUGAACAUGUCAAGGCUAAGGAACAUUGCGAAAAAGCACUUGCAAUCGCAGAGAAAAUCGGCGACAGGGAAACAGAAGCCCUUUGCUAUGGAAAACUAGGAAAAAUCUUUCUGUAUCUUAGUGAAUAUGUAAAGGCUAAAGAAUGCUUCGAAAAAGCCCUUGAAUGGUCAAGAAAGCAUGGGAUCAAAGAAGACGAGUCACUUUGUUGCUUGCUUCUUUCAAUAUGUAUGUUCAAACUUGGCAACAUAUGGGAAGAUAAAUCAAAUAUCUUUGCCAGUAUUAAUGAGAGAGAGAUUCUUCGCGGACUCCAAGUUCAAGAUAAAUACAAGAUAUCGUAUUUUGACCACGUAGUUAGUUACUACCGAGUGGCCAGUCAUUUACUUAGUAAGUCUAGCUUUCUUCAUGAGGCUUUCUACUUAGAAGAAUAUGGGCGAGCAAGGGCCCUUGCAGACUUAAUGGCAGCUCAAUACUCUGUACAAAACGAAAUACCAGUCACUCCACAAAGAUGGGAUGAUAUUGAAAGUAUCGUGAAGAAAGAAUGCAACUGUACUUGUCUUUACAUUUCAUACUGCAAACAAUGGAUAACGUUUUGGGUCUUAAAAGCAGAAAGCCCUUUGCUCUUCCGACAAAUAAACGUCAAUGACGUUUUUGUUGGCAAAGGAUCAGUAAGCAGAGUGGCUGACUUGCUUUCACGCGAAAUCUACAGAGAGGUACUUUGCUUAGCUCCUGAACAGUGCGAGGAUCGAUCCUGGCUUCCCUCAGACGCUUAUUCGGAGGAUGGGCGUGAACGCCCACUUGAAGAAGAUGAUGAAGACCAGAGCCAGCAACCCGAGCGUACCCCUGCUUUUGUCUACAAAAUGAUCAUUGCUCCUGUAGCCGACUUGCUUGAUAAGCCUGAAAUCAUCAUCGUUCCUGAUCGCCUCUUUUACAAGGUUCCAUUUGCAGCGCUUGAGGAAGAAAGCAGAAAGUGUUUAUCAGAGUCUUUCAGGAUUCGCAUCGUUCCCUCUUUGACGACUCUAAAGCUUAUUCAGGACAGUCCGGCAGACUAUCACAGUCAGACUGGUGUACUGGUAGUAGGGGACCCUGAUGUUGGUGAGGUGUUAUACAAUGGAAUUCUUCGGUGGAUAUCGAGGUUGCCUUUUGCAAGUGAAGAAGCAAAAAUGAUUGGAAAACUGUUCGGUACUGAACCUCUGGUAGGGAAGCAAGCCACAAAGCAAGCGGUCCUUCAAAACAUUCAUUCGGUCUCUCUGAUACACUUUGCUUGUCAUGGUAAUGCCGAAAGAGGUGAAAUUGUUCUUGCUCCUCCCCCCCUAACUGAUAGGAGACCUCAAGAAGAAGACUACUUAUUGACUAUGGAGAACAUUUCACAAGUUCAACUGCGAGCCAAACUGGUAGUCCUUAGCUGCUGUCACAGUCCAAAAGGACGGAUCAGUGCCGAGGGAGUUGUUGGAAUUGCUCGUGCUUUCUUAGGAUCCGGUGCGCGCUCAGUGUUGGCAGCACUGUGGGCCAUAGAAGACGAAGCAACAGAGCAGUUCAGGAGUCGUUUCUACGAGAACCUUGUUCGUGGGGAUAGUGCCAGCGAAUCCCUUCAACAAGCUAUGAACUGGAUGAGAGAAAACGGUUUCGCUAAGAUAACGCAGUGGGCGCCAUUUAUGCUUAUUGGAGACAACGUGACAUUAGAU
Molecule: messenger RNA, 3359 nt
Organism: Porites lobata
Lineage: Eukaryota; Metazoa; Cnidaria; Anthozoa; Scleractinia; Poritidae
Source: the annotation of a GenBank genome assembly